AGGCAGUGGGCUGCUGUGACAGCCGGCGGCGGAGCGGCGGGCCUGCAGAAGAGAAUUCAGCAUAGUGAACCACCAACACAGGACAAUGCAAGCCCACGAGUUGUUCGGGUAUUUUCGAAUGCCAGAGCUGGUUGACUUCCGACAGUACGUUCGUACUCUUCCAACCAACACGCUCAUGGGCUUCGGAGCUUUUGCAGCGCUCACUACGUUCUGGUAUGCUACAAGACCCAAAGCCCUAAAACCACCAUGUGACCUUUCCAUGCAGUCUGUGGAAGUGGCGGGUAGUGAUGGUGCUCGAAGAUCCACACUACUUGAUAGUGAUGAACUUUUGGUAUAUUUCUAUGAUGAUGUCAGAACAUUAUAUGACGGCUUCCAGAGGGGUUUACAAGUGUCAAAUAAUGGACCUUGUUUGGGCUCUCGGAAACCAGACCAACCUUAUGAAUGGCUUUCAUACAAAGAGGUUGCAGAAUUGUCAGAAUGUGUGGGUUCGGCACUGAUCCAGAAGGGCUUCAGGACCUCCUCAGAUCAGCUCAUUGGCAUCUUUGCUCAAAACAGACCUGAGUGGGUGAUUAUUGAACAAGGAUGCUUUGCUUAUUCCAUGGUGGUGGUUCCACUUUAUGAUACCCUUGGAACAGAAGCCAUCACGUACAUAAUCAACAAAGCUGAACUUUCUCUGGUUUUUGUUGACAAGACAGAGAAGGCCAAACUCUUAUUAGAUGGUGUAGAGAAUAAGUUAAUACCAGUCCUUAAAACCAUAGUCCUUAUGGACUCCUACGGCAGUGAGCUGGUGGAACGCGGCAAGAAGUAUGGGGUGGAAAUCCUCAGCAUGAAGGCAUUGCAGAACCUGGGAAAGGCCAACAGACGGAAGCCCAAGCCUCCAGCACCUGAAGAUAUUGCAGUAGUAUGUUUUACAAGUGGAACUACAGGCAACCCCAAAGGAGCACUGAUCACUCAUCGAAAUAUAGUGAGCGAUUGCUCAGCUUUUGUGAAAAUGACAGAGAAUACAGUCAAUCCUUCCCCAGAUGAUACUUUGAUUUCUUUCUUGCCUCUGGCCCAUAUGUUUGAGAGAGUUGUCGAGUGUGUAAUGCUGUGUCAUGGAGCUAAAAUAGGAUUUUUCCAAGGAGACAUCAGGCUGCUUAUGGAUGACCUCAAAGUGCUUCAACCCACUGUCUUUCCUGUGGUUCCCAGACUGCUGAACCGGAUGUUUGACCGAAUUUUUGGACAAGCGAAUUCCACACUGAAACGGUGGAUGUUGGACUUUGCUUACAAGAGGAAAGAAGCAGAGCUUCGCAGUGGCAUCAUUAGAAACAACAGCCUAUGGGAUAAACUCAUCUUCCACAAAAUACAGUCGAGCCUGGGAGGAAAAGUCAGGUUGAUGAUCACAGGAGCUGCGCCAGUGUCUGCCACAGUGCUGACGUUUCUAAGAGCAGCACUCGGCUGUCAGUUUUAUGAAGGCUAUGGACAGACAGAGUGUACUGCUGGCUGCUGCCUGACUAUGCCUGGAGACUGGACUGCAGGCCAUGUUGGUUCCCCAAUGCCUUGCAAUUAUGUAAAACUUGCUGACGUGGAAGAAAUGAAUUACAUGGCUGCCAAGGGCGAGGGUGAGGUGUGUGUGAAAGGGCCAAAUGUAUUUCAGGGCUACUUGAAGGACCCAGCAAAAACAGCCGAAGCUCUGGAUAAAGAUGGCUGGUUGCACACAGGGGACAUUGGAAAAUGGUUACCAAAUGGCACCUUGAAGAUUAUCGACAGGAAAAAGCAUAUAUUUAAACUGGCUCAAGGAGAAUACAUAGCCCCCGAAAAAAUUGAAAAUAUCUAUGUGCGAAGUGAACCUGUUGCCCAGGUGUUUGUCCAUGGAGAAAGCUUGCAGUCGUUUCUCGUAGCCAUUGUGGUACCAGAUGCUGAGUCGUUAUGUCCCUGGGCCCGAAAGAGAGGAUUUGAAGGAUCCUUUGAAGAACUGUGCAGAAAUAAGGAUAUCAAAAAAGCUAUUCUAGAAGACAUGGUGGGACUUGGGAAGGAUUCUGGUCUGAAACCAUUUGAACAGAUCAAAGGCAUUGCCCUACACCUUGAAUUAUUUUCUGUCGACAAUGGCCUCUUGACUCCAACAAUGAAGGCUAAAAGAGCAGAGUUACGGAGUUAUUUCAGGUCUCAGAUAGAGGAACUCUAUUCUACCAUCAAGGUCUAAUGCGAUGAAGAGUGCUUGGAAAAAAUAAAAGUAAAACAAAACCGCACACCUCCACAAUCUUUUCUUCUACUGAUGGCCUUUGGUUGGUAAUUUUGAUUUCAGCAAGCAUAGGGAAGGAAACAAUGUUUGACUUGUCCACUCGGGGUUCUUGCUAUAGAACUAUUAGAGGAAAUGGAACACUGCCUUACCCUCGCCUCGUGUUGCAGACUACGUUUAUAGUGAUAAACCAUUUCCAAAAUGAGCCUUAAAAAUGUAAAGGGUAAACUAUAAAUGUACUAAGUUAUUUGAGACUUCCUCGAUUUAAAAGGUGGGUGUUAAAACUUCUGUCUCUCUGUUUUUCUAACCAAGGGGUUAGGACUUUGCUAUUUCUGAGAUUUCUGCAGUUGUCUGCUGUUCUAAAGAGUACAGUGCACUGGAGGGAAACCGUGCUUUAAACAAGAACAAUUGUCCAGGCUGGAGAAUGUCA
Messenger RNA from Chrysochloris asiatica (Cape golden mole), 2648 nucleotides. It is a transcript of the gene ACSL1, whose product is annotated as acyl-CoA synthetase long-chain family member 1. The record is from RefSeq and is a predicted model, not a curated record. The transcript is spliced from 21 exons. Gene Ontology annotation, biological process: long-chain fatty-acyl-CoA biosynthetic process; long-chain fatty acid metabolic process; very long-chain fatty acid metabolic process. Gene Ontology annotation, cellular component: membrane; endoplasmic reticulum. Bases 86 to 2182 code for a protein of 698 amino acids. NCBI's taxonomy places the organism in Eukaryota, Metazoa, Chordata, Mammalia, Afrosoricida, Chrysochloridae. Gene Ontology annotation, molecular function: arachidonate-CoA ligase activity.